This is a messenger RNA of Hypanus sabinus (Atlantic stingray), 1940 nucleotides long. It is a transcript of the gene asb8, whose product is annotated as ankyrin repeat and SOCS box containing 8. Gene Ontology annotation, cellular component: cytoplasm; nucleus. The transcript has 4 exons. Bases 267 to 1070 code for a protein of 267 amino acids. Gene Ontology annotation, molecular function: protein binding. The record is from RefSeq and is a predicted model, not a curated record. NCBI's taxonomy places the organism in Eukaryota, Metazoa, Chordata, Chondrichthyes, Myliobatiformes, Dasyatidae.
CCCCUUCUCUCUCUCUCUCCAUUUCCCCACCUCCUGCACCCUCCCCGCCCCGCCCCGACCUACAUCGAGAAUCUCUCUCCUGGCGGCCCAUGUUAGGCAGUAAAACCAGUGACAGAUUGAACCGCCCCUUCCCGGUCCGACGCCUGGCGGGCACCCUCACACUCAGGCCGGAGAGGAAUCCAGCUCUUGAGGCACCCCAUUCCCUCACAGGACCAGAGCCCCUCACCCUGAGACCAGGGUCCUGGAAACACUGAAGGGUUGAGACCAUGUGGGCCGUGAUGGAAAGCAUCCAGAGCAAGUACUCACUGUCGGAGAGACUGAUCAGGGCCAUCACCCUCCGAGGUCUUCCUCACGACACAGUGCACGGCCUGAUCCAGAGGGGUGCGGAUGUGAACUGUACUCACGGCACACUGAAACCUCUGCACUGCGCCUGCAUGAUGGCCGAUCCCGAGUGUGUGGAGCUGUUGUUGGAGAAUGGAGCAGAGGUGAACGCCCAAGAUGGCUACCAGAGGACUCCCCUGCACUACGCGGCAGAGCGGGACGCUGCCUGCGUGCGGUUGCUGCUAGCGCGGGGAGCAGAUGCGGCAGCGGGCGAUGGUGGCGGCCACACCCCUCUCCACUGGGCCGCAUUCCGUGAGCAGUCGUCCUGCGCCCAGGCCCUGCUUGAGGGGGCCGGCAAGGGGUACCAGGGCCUGGUGAAUGCCCGGGAUCGGGCGGGGGAUACCCCACUCCACUGGGCCGCCUGCCGGGCUAACCUGGCCUGCAUCCGCCUCCUGCUCGAGUACGGCGCCGAGCCACGGGCCCUCAACCGAGGCGGCCAGAGCCCUGCGUGCCGGCUGCAGGGGCUGUUGCGGAGGGGAGGCGAGGAGGCCAGGGGAGAGAGGAACCUGGCCUGCCUUGAGCUGCUGCUGAGGGCGGGCGGUGGACCGAAGGGACCAGGACCUGAUACCCUCCGGACCCUCAGCCGCCAUGCUGUCCGUCGCUCGCUUGGCGCCCGCCACCUGCCGCCCGCAGUCAGCGCCCUCCCACUGCCUCUGCCUCUCCAGCGGGACCUGCUGCUGCUGGGCUGAUGGGGUUGGUUGGUAGGAGGAGCACUCUUCGGCCCUUCUCCUGGGUACUAGAAGAGGGCUAGGAGGGUGAGGUGUCUCUCUCUAGUAUUUUAGAAAAGGAUGAGGAGGCCCUGUGGCCCCUCUCCUGGGUACGACUGGGCAGGAGGGUGGUUUGGAAGAAGGCUGGCCCCCUCAGGUGUAAUGAAGGGUACCAGAAGGUCCUUCUCUCUACUCCCGGUUACCAGAGGGUUUGCGUAUAGGAAGGUGAUGGGUCCCUCUUCGAUCUUUUAGAAGUGGGGAGGAGACCCUUCUCUCCUGGGUAUUAGGGGGUGAGGGUAAGAAGGUGGAUGGCUCUACAGUGCCUCAGACGAGGAUAUGAGACAUUUCAGCCUUUCUCACAGGCAUUAGAUGAGGGUAGGAUACCACUCAGUCCCUCUUCUCUAGAUAGGCACCAGAUGCCCUUCGCACCCUCUCCCAGGUACUAGAUGAGAUUAGGAGGGUGAUGGGCCACUCUCUGGCAUUCUAAACAAGAAUAUGAGGCCCUUUUCCCACUGUCCCAGGUAGCAGCUUGGGGUAGAAGGCCUUUUGGCCCCUCUCCUGUACUCAAGAUAUGCAUAGGAAUCUGUCCAGCCCCCCUUGCUUCCUGAACGGGGAAAGGGAAAGGUUUUAGACCUUCUGCUGGGAACUAGACGGGGGUAGGAAGCCAAUUGGCUCCUCUGUAUCUCUCCUGGCCACACUCCCUGCUCUGUAAUGUGUACAUGUUUUGAAUGAGAGUCUGUGUGUGUGUGUCAUUGGGACGUAGGUUUGAGUAUUUCCACACUGAAGAGCUUAUUAUUUGCAAUGUACUCUAUGUGUUCACAAAUUCUGGAACCAAUAAACAUUUGCAGAUUU